Messenger RNA from Closterium sp. Naga37s-1, 2109 nucleotides. NCBI's taxonomy places the organism in Eukaryota, Viridiplantae, Streptophyta, Zygnematophyceae, Desmidiales, Closteriaceae. The record is from the annotation of a GenBank genome assembly.
AUGGCUGCCGCGGUAUCUGUCCCUUCCCCCGCAUUGCGCGGCACCGUCUCUUCGGCGCGUCAUGCCGCCGUGCCAAAGGCCAGCGGCUCCGCGUCGCCAGCGGCGCCUGCUGCGCAACUAACGCUCAGAUCGUCCUUCACGCAAUCGCCCACCGCCGUCACUGGCAGAAGCCGGUCGACUAGCUGCCGUCAAAUUGCGGCGUCGAGACGGCGAUCCGCUGUCACAGCGUCUGUGGCAGCGUCGGCGCCGAAUGCGCAGGCGGCGACGGCGGCGGCGGCGGAGGCGGAGUGGGCGAAGCUGUCGAAGGUGUGCGCGGUGCUGGGCACGCAGUGGGGCGACGAGGGCAAGGGCAAGCUCGUCGACAUCCUCGCGCAGCGAUACGACGUCGUCGCGCGCUGCCAGGGCGGCGCGAACGCGGGGCAUACGAUAUACGACAGCACGGGGCGGCGGUUCGCGCUGCACCUGGUGCCGUCGGGCAUCCUGCACGCGAACGCGAUGUGCGUGGUGGGCAACGGGCCCGUGAUCCACCUGCCGGGCUUCUUCAACGAGCUCGACGGGCUCGAGGCCAGCGGCGUGCGCGUCGACGGCCGCAUCCUCGUCAGCGACCGCGCGCACCUGCUCUUCGACCUCCACCAGACCGUCGACGCGCUGCGCGAGGCGGAGCUGGCGGGCGACAAGAUCGGCACCACGAAGCGCGGCAUCGGGCCGUGCUACGCCAGUAAGGCGAUCCGCAACGGGGUGAGGGUGUGCGACCUGCGCCGAAUGGACACGUUCCGCGCCAAGCUGGAGGUACUCUACCGCGACGCACACCAGCGCUUCCCCGCCUUCCAGUACACUGAAGCCGACCUCGACGCUGAGGUGGCGCGCUACAGGGAGUUUGCCGCCCGGCUGGAGCCGUUCAUCACGGACACUGUUCACUUCGUGGGCGAGGCGGUGCGCGGCGGGCGGCGAGUGCUGGUGGAGGGCGGGCAGGCGACGAUGCUGGACGUGGACUUCGGCACCUACCCCUUCGUCACCUCCUCCAACCCCUCUGUCGGUGGCAUCUGCACCGGCCUUGGCAUCCCCCCGCGUGUCCUCGGAGACAUCAUCGGCGUCGCGAAGGCGUACACGACUCGGGUGGGCGAGGGGCCGUACCCGACAGAGCUGUUUGGGGAGCUGGGCGAGCAGCUGCGCAAGGCGGGCCACGAGUUCGGCACCACCACGGGGCGCCCACGGCGCUGCGGGUGGCUGGACAUUGUGGCGCUGCGCUACGCGUGCCAGGUGAACGGCUUCACGGCUCUCAACCUCACCAAGCUGGACGUGCUGUCGGGCCUGCCAGAGCUGCAGCUGGGCGUGGGCUACCGUGCCCCUGACGGCUCCCUGCUGCCCGCCUUCCCCGCCGACCUGGAGCUGCUGGGGCAAGUAGAGGUGGAGUAUGAGACGGUGCCGGGGUGGCAAGAGGACAUCACAGGCGUGCGCACAUUCGAGGAGCUGCCAGCCAACGCACAGGCGUACGUGAGGCGCAUAGAGCAGCUGCUGGACGUGCCCGUGCGCUUCAUUGGUCUCCGUCCUGCCGUCGCCUCGUCUUACGGAACAUCCUCGUCGCUCUCAUUUCGUGAGUCACGUGAAUCGGCGCGCAGCGGGGCGUGGGCGGGCAGCAUGCAGAUCUUCGUGAAGACGCUGACGGGCAAGACGAUCACGCUCGAGGUGGAGAUCAGCGACACCAUCGACAAUGUCAAGGCCAAGAUCCAGGACAAGGAGGGCAUUCCGCCGGACCAGCAGCGGCUGAUCUUUGCGGGGAAGCAGCUGGAGGACGGGCGCACGCUGGCGGACUACAACAUCCAGAAGGAGUCGACGCUGCACCUGGUGCUGCGGCUGCGCGGCGGCAUGAUGAUCAAGGUGAAGACGCUGACGGGCAAGGAGAUCGAGAUCGACAUCGAGCCCACCGACACCAUCGAACGCAUCAAGGAGCGCGUCGAGGAGAAGGAGGGCAUCCCGCCCGUGCAGCAGCGGUUAAUCUUUGCGGGGAAGCAGAUGAACGAUGAGAAGACGGCCAAGGACUACAACAUAGAGGGCGGCUCCGUGCUGCAUCUCGUGCUCGCCUUGAGAGGCGGCUCUGCCUCCUCCUAG